CAACGGUUUUAGGUCUGUAUAUUUCAAGGUUUCGUUUAGUUAUGUUCGAAGUAAUUCUAUCUGAUUUUUGUUCAUUGAUAUGCAGUGUAAGAAAUAUAAUAUUAUACUCGUUCCCGAAAGAGACCAUGCUUUUGCUCGUGAUGUACGAUUAAAAACCACACUCGUAAUACUAAUACUAUAAAUAAGUCUCUUACGGGAACUAGUUUACUAUUCUAUAUAUUCCACUGAAUGAAUAUUACACGCAGUGUCAGGCAAGGCUUCCGGUGUGCACUCACGAUUGAACAGUGAACACCGACGUCAAAGACACUGAUUGGCAAAGAAGGACAAUCGCUGUAGUAGAAGAACAAAACGAAAAAUUAAACAGCCAACAGCCGAUAUGGAGGGUUUAGUUGAGGGAAAUUCGAAACGACCGACUCGUUAUUCGAUUGUUAUUGAGCGAGACGUACGAGGAUUCUAUUGACGAUCUGAUCAGCACUUAUUCAAACGUAAGAUCAAUGGGACUGCAGAACAUCUGCGUUUAUCGAGACAGUGGUUGAUCACGACUCAUCUUGGUUCAGCGAAACACACAAAUGCGACCACCCCGAAUUCAGGUUCAUCGAGAUACCGAAAAAAAGGAAGAAACUACACUGCAUUUAGGUUUAUCAAGACAGGAUUCAACGUGGAAAUAAUUAUCUAGUCCAGCGAUAUACGGUUCACUGCUUCAAUGUAUGGCCAAAUACACUGUGUGGUUCGAGAGCUAGCUAUAAACAAAUUUGGAAAUGACGUUUGGAAAAAUAUUUUAAACGAGUCUGGGCUGGAUGAAAACGAACACUUCCUGGUGUUCAACCGCUACGAUGAUUCCUUGACCUUCCAGCUAAUAGGAGCCGUUAGCAAAGUGAUGGCUCUUAGCAUGGAGACGGUUCUCGAGGUGUUCGGGGACUACUUCCUCACCUACUGUCUCAAACACGGCUACGACAAGAUGCUCAAGACGCUGGGGGGAGAUAUUCGCAGUUUUAUACAGAACCUCGACUCCCUACACUCCCUGCUCGCUCUCAGCUACAAAAAUAUAGUGGCUCCCUCUUUCAGGUGUGAAAAUGCGGACGAUGGCAGCCUUCUUUUACAUUACUACACCACGAGGCCGGGCCUAUACCCUAUCGUGAUUGGUUUGGUGAAGGCCGUUGGCAGGGAACUGUACGAACAGAAGCUGGAGAUCUCGGUGGAGGACAGGUUCAAACAGCCCAUCGACGGCGGCAAGACUCAGGAGCACACCGUCUUCAGGUGCGUGUUCGACGCCGUGGAAAUGCCCAUGGCGAAGUGCUGCGAAGUCGUAGUCGUGACACCCAAGACGUCUUUCCACCUGGCAGCCGACCAGUUCUGUUCCGUGUUCCCGUACCACAUCAUAUUUAACGAGAAACUGGUGAUCCGACAAUGUGGCGUCAUGGUCCAGAAGAUGAGUCACAUGAAUAUUCAAGAGGGCGUGCACAUGUCCGAAGCUUUCACCGUCGUACACCCGAAAAUGACCUUGACCAUUGCCAACAUCCACGUGUUCAUCAAUGCCGUGUUUUUACUGGCUGUUAAGAUUCCGGAUGGCUGUAUAGAAAAGCGAGCGUUAGUUUUGAAAGGUCAAAUGAUGUGGUUGGAAGAUUCGCAUCACAUGAUCUUCAUCGGGUCGCCCAGACUGACCAGUCUCAAUGAACUGAUGGAGAUGAACGUGUUUCUCGCCGACAUACCGCUGUAUGACGUCACUCGAGAAUUGGUGCUUCUUAAUCAACAACGAAUAGCAGAAAUAGACGUAGCUAAAAAGUUGGACGAGACGACCGUCGCUCUGAAGAAAACGUCUGAACAACUGGAAGAAGAGAAGAAGAAGACCGACCUACUCCUGUAUCAGAUGUUACCGCCAAAAGUAGCAAACCAGUUGAAGAACGGCAAACAAGUGGAGGCCGAAAAGUUCGAUGCUGUAACCAUUCUGUUUAGCGACGUCGUGACAUUUACAACCAUUGCUGCUGCCUGUACCCCUCUACAAAUUGUAAACAUGCUCAACAAUUUGUACCAGAAAUUUGAUGAGAAAAGCAACAAACAUGAUGUAUAUAAGGUUGAGACUAUCGGCGACGCGUACAUGGUGGUGGGCGGCGUGCCGGAGAAGACGACGUUACACGCCGAGAAGGUGGCCAGCUUCGCCAUCGACAUGGUCACUGAGGCGGCCACCGUCGAAUCGCCGGCUACAGGCAGCCCACUGCAGAUUCGUGUUGGGAUCCACAGCGGCCCCAUCGUGGCCGGCGUCGUAGGUAUGAAGAUGCCGCGCUACUGUAUGUUCGGUGACACGGUCAACACGGCUGCGCGUAUGGAGAGUCACGGCGUGCCGGAUAGAAUACACAUCAGCUCUUCAACCAUGGAGUACCUAAGGAAAUCUAACUUCCGACUAAAGCGACGUGGGGACAUAGCCGUGAAAGGCAAGGGAAUGAUGACGACAUACUUCCUCGUGGCUGACAGGUGGAGACAACUCAAGGAACCUAAUGACGAGUAUCGGGAUCUCUGCGCACUGGCAGACCUGGACCAAGAGAGCCAGACAGUCUCAGCGUCGAUCACGAGGACAACGUCCAAGUAUGCCAAUCACAAAACCAGGACUUGCUGUCUUUUGUGAUGGCAGAAUAUUCAGUUUUGUCUUGCGUGGACAGGACACUGCAAAUCAACGACUGCCAUGAACAGUUAUGAGUAGCGAAGUAUGAGGUGUGGUGGUAGCCCGAAAACGUUGACUGUAAGAGAGCUAGACGGACAUUUGGACAGUUAUCAACGCUUUCUAAUUCUCUCUCUCUCUCUCUCUCUCUCUCUCUCUCUCUCUCUCUCUCUCUCAACGCGUUUACCGUCGGAGUACUCGGGGGUAGUGUGGGGACAAUUCAGUUAAGGAUAAAGAUGAAGGGGCACACGGUCACAGUUUACCUAGUAGAGGUGGUGGAAUAUGAGUGUCUUCAUAUCAUUCCUGUGCUUGGGCAUCUUUCUGAGGAAUAUCGACAAAAGAUUUAAUAAACGACUUUAGAAAUGUGAUGGAGAAAUAAGUAUGCCCUGUUAGAUGUCAAGGUUUUUGGGGCCUAUAUAUUUACAAAAUUAUGAAAGUGAAACACGAGUCAAGUGGUUCAUUGACUAUUACCAAAGAAACACGUGUUUUCCUCACUAACAGGAAUAUAAUAUUGGCGCGGAUGAAACUAUCCUCUUUUUUUUCAAAUAAUGCACAUAUCUACACCAUAGUUGCUGCUUUAACACAGUCUUUCAAUUUUUUCAAUUUUUCUCAUUUAUUGUAUGUAAUAUAUUGACAUAAAGAGAAUAAGGUUGUGUAUACACGACCAAAAGCAAAUGUCACUAACUUACGAUGCUGUCAUGAGACAUUAUAAUUUUUAAUUGUGUCACUUAUAUUUAUUAACUUUGGUACUUUGCAAGUGUAAAAAGCAAACUAUAGUCCGUCCCAUCAUUCUAAAUAUGUUUUGGGGGGUUUUUGACGUAAGAAGAAAAGUAAAACUGUUUUGGAAAUAACAUAACAAAACUAUUUUUGCCUGUAAUUUAUAAAUGGCUCAGAAAUAGAUACUUGUAGUAAAUUCAAUAGAAUGAAAAAAAAAAUUUCCUGUGGGACGUACUAUGGACUAACAUUCCAGUUGUAUCAUUUGUCAUCUGUCUCAUUUAAAACUAAGUAUCACUGGUAAAGGUCGUAUAUAUUACAUCACAACUUAAAGAGACAUUCCUGAGUUUGCUGCAUUGCAAGAUGUUUCCGACUAAUAACAUAUUUCUACGAUUAAACUUACAUAUUAAAUAUAUUUUCGUGUUUAGAAUAU
This is a messenger RNA of Gigantopelta aegis, 3800 nucleotides long. Its product is annotated as guanylate cyclase soluble subunit beta-2-like. Gene Ontology annotation, molecular function: guanylate cyclase activity; heme binding. The transcript is spliced from 13 exons. The record is from RefSeq and is a predicted model, not a curated record. The coding region runs from base 704 to 2620 and encodes 638 amino acids. Gene Ontology annotation, biological process: cGMP biosynthetic process; response to oxygen levels. Gene Ontology annotation, cellular component: guanylate cyclase complex, soluble. NCBI's taxonomy places the organism in Eukaryota, Metazoa, Mollusca, Gastropoda, Neomphalida, Peltospiridae.